AUGGCUGCACGAUUGAGACGUAUUACUACUGAAAUCAGAAAACUAGAAGCUGUCUCUUCAAUAUUUUUGAUUGAGACAACCCCUGUGACACAGCAAGAAGAUAAAAUCACCGGUCGUGUAUUACCAAACAGUGAGCCAUAUUCAGAAGGUGAAUAUCGAAUCGAAAUAAACCUUCCACCAGACUAUCCAUUUAAAGCGCCUGAAGUACGAUUUCUUACGGAAAUUUACCAUCCAGACGUUGAGUUGCCAGACGGUAAAAUAUGUCUUGAGUUAUUAAGUGUAGAAAAGUGGUUGGCGACGACAUCAGUUGUUGAUAUUGUAAAGGCUGUUGUUGAUAUGAUUGAUAAACCAAAACUCGACAACCCAUUAAAUACUGUAAUGGCGUUAGAAUAUAAAAAUAAUCCUGCUCAAUUUAGGGAAAAAGCUGCCGAGUAUAUUAAGAAAUAUGCGUUGCAUUAA
Messenger RNA from Didymodactylos carnosus, 459 nucleotides. The record is from the annotation of a GenBank genome assembly. NCBI's taxonomy places the organism in Eukaryota, Metazoa, Rotifera, Eurotatoria, Philodinida, Philodinidae.